Messenger RNA from Molossus molossus (Pallas's mastiff bat), 2861 nucleotides. RefSeq names its product neuronal tyrosine phosphorylated phosphoinositide-3-kinase adaptor 1 (gene NYAP1). Lineage: Eukaryota; Metazoa; Chordata; Mammalia; Chiroptera; Molossidae. The record is from RefSeq and is a predicted model, not a curated record. The coding region runs from base 33 to 2564 and encodes 843 amino acids. Gene Ontology annotation, biological process: phosphatidylinositol 3-kinase/protein kinase B signal transduction; neuron projection morphogenesis. The transcript is spliced from 6 exons.
GGCCCCCCAGCCCCCACCUCCUGUCUCACGACAUGAACCUCCUCUACCGAAAAACCAAGCUGGAGUGGAGGCAGCACAAGGAGGAGGAGGCCAAGAGGAGCUCCAGUAAGGAGGUGGCUCCUACAGGCUCAGUAGGGCCCGGGGCUGGCCCAGGGCCUGGGGUCCGUGUGCGGGACAUCACCUCUCUGCGCCGCUCCCUCAGGAUGGGCUUCAUGACAAUGCCCGCCUCCCAGGAGCACACUCCCCACCCCUGCCGCAGCGCCAUGGCCCCACGCUCCCUCUCCUGCCACUCGGUGGGCAGCAUGGACAGUGUGGGUAGUGGGCCUGGGGGAGGCGGUGGGGGUCUCACUGAGGACAGCAGCACACGAAGACCCCCGGCCAAGCCUCGGAGACACCCCAGCACCAAACUCAGCAUGGCAGGGUCUGGGGCAGAGACGCCUCCUAGCAAGAAGGCAGGCUCACAGAAGCCAGCCCCAGAGGGCCGGGAAUCUAGCCGGAAGGUUCCUCCACAGAAGCCCAGGCGAAGUCCCAACACUCAGCUCUCUGUCUCCUUUGAUGAGUCCUGUCCCCCAGCCCCCUCUACUCGAGGGGGGAUCCUGCCCCUUCAGCGCCUCAAUAGAGGGUCCUGCAUCACUGGGGACCCUGAGGUGGGUUCCCAAGAAGAAGAGCCAGUGUAUAUUGAGAUGGUGGGGGACGUCUUCAGGGGAGGAGGGAGAAGUGGAGGGGGCCUGACUGGGCCCCCUCAUGGGAGUGGGGGCCCGACCCCUCCAGCUGGCACUGACUCAGACUCAGAAGAGAGUGAGGCCAUAUAUGAGGAGAUGAAAUAUCCGCUGCUCGAGGAGGCAGGGGAAGGCCGGGCCAAUGGAGCCCCUCUGCUGACUGCUACCUCCUUGCCACACCAGCCUCAUGCCCUCCAGCCCCACACCCACCAUCGUCCAGCCUCAGCCCUUCCAAGCCGCAGGGAUGGGACACCCACCAAGACCACUCCUUGUGAAAUCCCCCCACCCUUCCCUAACCUCCUCCAACAUCGUCCUCCACUUCUGGCCUUCCCCCAAGCCAAGUCUGCUUCCCGAACCCCUGGCGAUGGGGUCUCGAGGCUACCAGUCCUCUGCCACUCCAAGGAGCCCGUGGGCUCCACCCCAGCUCCCCAAGUGCCUGCCCGAGAGCGAGAGCGGGAGACGCCUCCCCUACCACCUCCGCCUCCUGCUGCCAACUUGCUGCUGCUGGGACCCUCGGGCCGGGCCCGGAGCCACUCAACACCGCUGCCACCCCAGGGCUCUGGCCAGCCUCGGGGAGAGCGGGAGCUCCCCAAUUCCCACAGCAUGAUCUGCCCCAAGGCGGCAGGGGCGCCGGCAGCCCCUCCUGCCCAGGCCACCUUGCUUCCCGGACCCCCCAAGGACAAGGCAGUGUCUUAUACCAUGGUGUACUCAGCAGUCAAGGUGACCACCCACUCCGUCCUGCCAGCUGGGCCUCCCUUGGGUGCUGGGGAGCCAAAGACAGAGAAGGAGAUCUCAGUCCUCCAUGGGAUGCUGUGCACCAGCUCAAGGCCCCCUGUACCUGGGAAGUCCAGUCCCCACAGCGGAGCCAUGGGCACAGCAGCUGGGGUUCUCCACCACCGGGGCUGCCUGGCCUCCCCACACAGCCUUCCGGACCCAACUGCAGGCCCCCUGACCCCUCUCUGGACUUACCCAGCCUCAACAGCUGGGCUUAAGAGACCCCCUGCCUAUGAAAGCCUCAAGGCUGGGGGGGUGCUGAAUAAGGGCUGUGGAAUGGGAGGCCCAUCCCCCAUGGUCAAGAUCCAGCUGCAAGAGCAAGGGACGGAUGGGGGUGCCUUUGCCAGUAUCUCCUGUGCCCACGUCAUCGCCAGUGCAGGGACACCAGAAGAGGAAGAAGAGGAGAUGGGUGCCGCAACAUUUGGGGCAGGCUGGGCUCUGCAACGGAAGGUCCUGUAUGGAGGGAGGAAGGCAAAAGAGCUGGACAAGGUUGAGGACAAUGCCCGGGCCUGGAAUGGCAGUGCUGAGGGUCCAGUCAAGGUGGAGCGUGAGGACAGGGGUCCUGUGACAUCAGGGAUCCCAGUGAGGAGCCAGGGGGCAGAGGGCCUGCUGGCCAGGAUCCACCAUGGAGGGGACCGAGGAGGGAGUCGUUCGGCGCUGCCCACACCCUGCCAGACCUUUCCGGCCUGCCACCGAAAUGGAGACUUCACUGGAGGUUACCGCCUGGGGCGCUCUGCCUCCACCUCUGGAGUCCGGCAGGCCGCGCUCCACAACCCCCGGCCCUGCAGUCAGCCCCGGGAUGUCCCAAGCCAGACCCACCCUUCACUGCCGCUGCCUCUGCCCUUGCCGCCCCAGCCUGCCCGAGAGCGGGAUGGCAAGCUGCUGGAGGUGAUCGAGCGCAAACGCUGCGUGUGCAAGGAGAUCAAGGCGCGCCACCGCCCGGACCGGGGCCUCUGCAAGCAGGAGAGCAUGCCCAUCCUCCCCAGCUGGAGGCGGGGGCCGGAGCCCCGAAAGUCCGGCACCCCGCCUUGCCGCCGGCAGCAUACUGUCCUCUGGGACACUGCCAUUUGAGGAGGGCGGGAGGCCCGGGCACCAGGACUGGGGAGCAGAGCGGGGCUCUCCAAGAGACUUGCCUUGAAAGAGGGACACUUGAAGGAUCAGGUGAGAGAGAGCCAGGAAGAACCCCUGCCCUCCAUCCUAACCCCCGGAGACGGGGAGUCUGCAAGGCCCAUUGGGGUUGGGGCACUAGCAGCACCCCAGAAAUUUGGAGGAGGAUUUGCUUGGAGCUGGGAGUGAGGUCCUCGCUGCUCUCCCCACUGAGCAUGGUAGACCCCUCCUGAGAGGGCAGAGGCCAAGCCAGAGGUUAGC